This is a messenger RNA of Ectocarpus sp. CCAP 1310/34, 1026 nucleotides long. NCBI's taxonomy places the organism in Eukaryota, Phaeophyceae, Ectocarpales, Ectocarpaceae. The record is from the annotation of a GenBank genome assembly.
UUGCGGGCAGCGGACCCGGAGGGUGACAGUUGGAUGGGGCGGAAACCGAAGUGCAACGCUUUGGACUGUGCGAAGUGUGGGUUCGGGGGGGAUGACGGCAUUCCCAUCUGCAGCAAGCUGGAGACCUCCGAGCAGACGGUGGUGUGGAAUAUGUUCGAGGACGUGAUCACUGCGCCUGCAUCAUCAGCAGAUGGGAAGAUCAAGGCCAAGAAGCUCGCCAACCAGACCGUGCCGAAGGAGGGUAAGCUUUGCGAUCUUUGGUCGGCUUUCAAAGAGCAAACCAAGCUGUACAUGGCUCACCACUCUAUCGCCAAGUGGCGAAGGCACUGCCACGGGCGUUGCUUGGAGACGUUUCAGGACGGUGUCCUUGUCAUCGAGACCGAGUUUGCCGAGAAGGUGCACGUGACGGAAACAUGGAUCUUUGCAUCUGAGGACAUGGCACAUGACUGCGAUUUCCACCUGCACGGCUUGGCCAGGAUGACGGACCACUACCUGCAUGGAGAUGGGAGAGAAGCAACAGCUGCCGCCCGGAAAGAAGACAGGAAGCCUCGGAUUCACAUGUUUACCGAUGGAUGCGGGAAGCAGUACAAGGGAAGGCGGAACUUCCGCUUUUUGGCCGACAGCGUCCGGCAAAUUGGCUUCUUCAUCGACCACCACUUCGCGGCCACAUCUCACUUCAAAGAUUGCCAUGAUGGGAUCGGCGGAGUCGCAAAGAACGCCAUGAAGAGGAGGGAGAGAUUUGUCAAGCGAAUCAUGGGGGCGGACGGGGUGGUCAGCUUUUUGCGAAGCUUCUUUCGGGAGAAGGCAGGCAGCGAGGGGGAGGAGGGUAUGCGGAGGUUCUUCGCGAGGUGGUCUCCGUACCGCAUGCGGAGGGUGCACGUCGAGUUUAUGGGUAAGAAGGAGAUCUAUCGGCCAAACUCUAUCCUGGAAGGCGUAGAGGGUACACGAGAGAUGUACCACUUGGCGGGACCAAACACUCCCGAGUGGGAUGGGUCCACCUCAACCAAGGGACGCGGAGAUGACUGA